AUGCUGAAGAUAAUAAGGAUGCGACCCCGCGCUAUGAAGAAUGACGGCCGCGUUCUCAGUCUGGUGUAUUUUGUCCCACCUACAAUGUGUCAUCAUCUGGUCCGGGUGAUGCGUAACAUGACCGAUUUAUCUUCAAAACUUUACUGUGUAAUUGUUUUCUUUUUGUUGUGCAAGACGAAAACGUAUCCUCUAGUCUCAAACAUCUGCACGACCACAACCACGCAGACAUUUACAGGUACGGAACAUUUAUCGAAAUCGAACUUUGAAGAGAUGGAGAACCGAUUGUCGAGUCUUGAGCGAAGACUGCGAGCGGUCGAGCAGCCGGUUUGGCAGAUCGGUCUGAGGGAAGAAGACUGGGAGAUUUGCGCCGAAGGACCGUGCAAAUGCAUACCAGAGGUGAAAUCGGUGUCCUGUUGGAGAUACGAUUUGCUUGAUUUACCUCCGAUACAACUGGUUCCUGCCGAUGUAUUGAAACUGGAUCUCGGGAAUAAUCGGCUUAACGCUCUACACAGAGACACAUUUAGGAACAUGACGCGGCUGCAUCAUUUAGAUCUGAGCAGCAACUUUAUCGAGCAUUUAGCAGCAAACUUGUUCCUGUCGCUGCAUAGUCUCGCAAAUGUCAGGCUUAGUAACAAUCUGUUGAAAGAGAUACAACGAAAUCAGUUCUUCGGGUUAAGGAAUCUUCGAAUACUUGAUCUGUCAUCGAACAAACUCCGUAGUUUGCCUGAAGAUCUCUUCUUGAGGAACAGACUUUUGGCUUUAUUGGAUCUCUCAUCUAAUCGCAUAUCAACGUUAUCUCCUAACGCGUUUCGUGGUCUCGGAAAUCUCGAGGAACUGUUGCUCGGUAAAAACCGGCUAAUCGAAUUACCCGUUCCAAUUUUCCGAGAUACGAUUAAUCUCAGACGCCUUGGACUCGAGGAAAAUCGUCUGAGAGAGCUGCCUAAUGGUAUAUUAAAAAAUCUAACUUCUCUCAAAGAGUUGGAUAUGAGAGAUAAUCGAUUAACAGAAAUAUCUAAGGACUUAUUGUCGGCUCUUGUGCAGCUAGAACUUCUGGAAAUAUCAAACAAUAGAAUAUCUCGUAUUGAUACAAAAGCCUUUCUCAGCAUGACAGCGCUUCGAGAACUUCGACUAGGACAUAAUCAUAUAAAAUACUUGCCACUUGGAUUGUUUAACAAUUCUAUGUCUUUAGAACGUCUUAUCCUCUAUAGCAAUCGUAUAGAAAUCUUAAUAAGAGGCGUCUUUUGCGGAUUGUAUAAUGUCACCUCUCUUUUCUUGCAAUCUAAUCGAUUAAAAAUAGUGCAAUCAGGAGUUUUCGAGGAUACGCCAAGAUUGCAGAAGUUGCAAUUGGAAUCAAAUGACCUCUCUUUUUUGCCAGCUGGAAGUUUGGACAUUAUAUCGAUGAUACAACAAAUACGUUUGAGUCGAAAUCCUUGGCACUGCGACUGCCGUACCUCUUAUAUCGCCUCUUGGCUGCGAAGAAGAUUCGCCAGCUUUGCGAAUCUGACCAAUCCAUUGCAAAUACAACAAGCUUUGAUAUUAACGGAAAAUUGGAGCAUCUGGGAAUUUGGGGCUGGUGCAACUUGCAGAGGCCCUGGUAUCCUAAGUGGUCAAUCGCUGCUGCGUCUGACCUUUCACGAGCUUUGUGAAGGUCAAUGGGCUUCCAUGAAGGGUAUCGUACCUCGGUUACCUCUCGACGUUAUAGCACCAUCUCUUACGCCAUCGCGUGCAAUCAGAAAAAACACAAUUUUGUCAUGAUCUUAGUAUGAUUUUGAUAUAAUUUGAUUAAAUAUACUUUAGGAAACAAUUAUCUUUAUUUUACGAUGAUGUAAUAAACUGAAAAUAUAAAACGGAACCUCUAAGAAAGUAUAAAAAUACAUUUUUGAACUUUUACG
Nylanderia fulva is the source of this 1892-nucleotide messenger RNA. NCBI's taxonomy places the organism in Eukaryota, Metazoa, Arthropoda, Insecta, Hymenoptera, Formicidae. The record is from RefSeq and is a predicted model, not a curated record.